Molecule: messenger RNA, 3407 nt
Organism: Syngnathus typhle (broad-nosed pipefish)
Lineage: Eukaryota; Metazoa; Chordata; Actinopteri; Syngnathiformes; Syngnathidae
Gene: map2k2a
Product: mitogen-activated protein kinase kinase 2a
Exons: 11
Coding region: 754-1953 (399 amino acids)
Biological process (GO): protein phosphorylation
Molecular function (GO): ATP binding; protein kinase activity
Source: RefSeq, a predicted model, not a curated record
GUGUACACGGCAUUGAAGUCAAUAGUAAAGUGGCACGAAAGCGACGUCGUCCGGUUAUGAAAAGUCGUGAUUCCAAUAUUCCAAAGUAGUGUUAUUGUGUUUAACUCGCGAUUCAUUUUUCUUCAAAACUUUUCAGUUUGGACCUGCUCCUCUCGCUGAAGUGACGGGAUCUCCUUGUGGGUGUCACUCAGGUCUGCCGCUUCCUGUAUUGACGGACCACCACCAGUCACAGACGAAAGCUCUGCCACCUGGCCACAGAGCCUUCCCCCCCCAGCCCGGUUGUAACUUUGCGGAGGGACGCCAGACGACCACCUACAGCCGCCCCCCGGUGCUACCGUCGGUUAUACGGGGGGGAAAACGUGGCGGGCCGCUGAGUCUCGCGGAUUCCCUUUUCCGGUAGCACUAGCUUGGUGGCUAAUGGCUAGCAGCAGGUAGAUAACCCCGAUAAGAAGCCUCCAAAAAAGAGCAAUGCGCUCACCUCGAAUAGUAUAAUCAUAUUGAAAGGACAUUUUCAUUAAAAACGCCUCGAUAUGUCACGUUUUAGCCAAACAUUGGAGUGACACGGCUUGUGAAAGUGUCAUCUGUUCGCUGACGUUAGCCAGCUAAUUCGUUAGCCACCUCGACGUGAUCCUGUUGCUCGCUAGCGAACGAGGGAAGGGCCACUUUGCCACAACUGCUCGGCCCAGUGCAGUUUAGUUCGGUUUUUUUGGGACAAUAUUUGAGUUUUAAGACAGUUUCCCCGCCACAUCUGAGAUGGCCCCCAAAAGAAGACCGGUUCCGUUGAAUAUAACGCCCAUUGGAGAAGGGCAGCCCACCUCAAACACCACUGAUGCUGCAUCUGAAGCAAACCUCGAGGCCUUACAAAAGAAGCUGGGAGAGCUGGACCUGGAUGAGCAACAAAAGAUGCGACUGGAAGCCUUUCUCACUCAGAAAGCGCAGGUCGGAGAGCUCAAGGAUGAGGACUUUGACCCAAUCUGCGAACUGGGAGCCGGGAACGGAGGGGUGGUCAACAAGGUCCGCCACAAGCCUUCGGGUCUGGUGAUGGCUCGCAAGUUGAUCCACUUGGAAAUCAAGCCGGCCAUCAGGAACCAGAUCAUCAGAGAGCUUCAGGUCCUGCACAAGUGCAACUCGCCGUAUAUCGUGGGCUUCUACGGCGCCUUCUACAGCGACGGCGAGAUCAGCAUCUGUAUGGAGCACAUGGAUGGUGGAUCAUUGGACCAGGUUCUGAAGGAAGCCAGAAGAAUUCCAGAAGAAGUCUUGGGCAAAGUUAGCAUCGCUGUGUUGAGAGGUUUAGCCUACCUGCGGGAGAAACAUCAGAUCAUGCACAGAGAUGUGAAGCCCUCCAAUAUUCUGGUCAACUCUCGCGGGGAGAUCAAGCUGUGCGACUUCGGAGUGAGCGGCCAGCUCAUAGAUUCCAUGGCCAACUCCUUUGUCGGAACGCGUUCCUACAUGUCGCCGGAGAGACUGCAGGGCACCCACUACUCGGUUCAGUCGGAUGUAUGGAGCAUGGGUCUGUCCCUUGUGGAGCUGGCCAUCGGCCGCUACCCCAUCCCCCCACCAGAAGCCAAGGAAUUGGAGGCCAUCUUUGGGCGGCCCGUGCUGGACGGGAGCGAGGGAGAGCCUCACGGCAACGUGCAGAGGCCCAGACCACCAGGGAGGCCUGUGAGCGGACACGGGAUGGACUGCCGACCCGCCAUGGCCAUCUUUGAACUUUUGGACUAUAUUGUGAAUGAGCCUCCUCCUAAACUGCCCCACGGCGUGUUCACUAACGACUUCCAAGACUUUGUCACAAAAUGCUUGAUCAAAAAUCCAGCCGAAAGGGCCGAUCUGAAGAUGCUGAUUAGUCACGUAUUCAUCAAGCGAUCCGAAGUGGAGGAAGUGAACUUUGCCGGCUGGUUGUGCAAAACCAUGAACCUCAACCAGCCCAGCACCCCCACCCGAGGCACUGAGUGAAGCCCGACCGCCCCUCCCACCUCGAGCACUGCCCUCGUCACACCGCGGGGUCUUGCUUGCAUAUCCACUUACAUUCUCUUGUACAAUCUUUCACACACACACAUUGACACUUUUCUCAUGUUGUUUUUGGGCUUAAAAACGGUUCCUCUCAUGUAUUUGUUCACCAGCAGCAGCUGCAGGGCUCUCGAGUUGUCGUACUGUAAGACCACAAGCUUCACCAGGCCAAUGUCACCUUCCACUCGGCUGCAGGGGAGGGGGGGCGGUUAACGCUUUGAUUGACAUUUGUUUUAUUCUAGCUCUUUUCUAUGGCAACGGUUGAUAGCAGCAGAGAAACAGACAGGGCAAACCUAAAGGUAGUCAAAUCGAAAUAGGUUGUGAUCAACAUUUAUUUACGCAGACCUCUUUUUGUCAAACUGAUGACCCCGAAACAAUCUGCCAUAUUGUAAUUACGUUUGUUAUGAAUAGUGUGCGGUAAAGAUAGGCACAGUCAAGUACAUUUUUUUUGCUCCCUUUUUUUUGGGGAGAUGGGGUGGGCUGGGGUUAAACAAUUGAUCGCUCUGAGGAUCACAAACCAAAGAGGAUACUCGCACUUAUCAAUGCCUGAUCAGUACCCCUCCUUUGUGUUGGCACAUUCACGAAGAACGUUGCACCUUGGAUGAAAUUCGGUGCAGUUGCGUUGACAUUGUUUCCUCAUACAUUUCAAUCACACUCUCCGGUAAGAGGCCAGGGAGAGGCCAGGAAUAAUAUACCGCGUCUUUGAAUGACGCUGAGAAAACAAUGAUUCAAAAUGUAUUCAUGGGAUGCUAUAGCAUGGUUUAAUCUUUCUUAUACUGUGCGUGUAUUUUGUUUUAAUGGUGCAGAUGGUCCAGCUGGUGUUUUGAAGAGAACCCUCUGUGCUAUCAAUAUAAAUCAUUUUUGUUCGCUAAUAUUUUGUUUUCGUUGUUGUCGAUCUGUAGUUUUCUCCCUCCCUGAGGUAAACUUGGUUACGCUCCCCAUUGUGGCACGCCAAAAGCAUCCGUCAGACUUGGCUUGUCCUUUCCGGGAAAACCUCGCACACCUUUAAAGCAAAGUUGCGGUAUAAUUGGAUGUUAAGCUUGAGGCAAAGAUUUCAGAAGUACAAAAUAGGGUUCAACUGAGCAUUGUUACCCGGGUCAGUGUUGGUCACAUGCUGGUGGUGUUGCUAGCCUUGCUCGAACUCUUGCAUUUUUUUUUUCUCUCUGCUUUUUUGGCUGCCAGCUCUUAUUCUCCAACCUUUCAAACAAUGCAUUCGUUCAGAGCAAAAAAAGAUGUGUCACAAAAACUACAGGAGUACUAUUUUGCAGUCUUAAUAUACAACCUUUUUUGAUUUAUGUAAAUGACAAAGAAAAUAGUCAUUUAUGAUAAUAUAAAAAUGUGUUGGAUAUGGUUCUAAUGUAUAAAAGGAUAAAAUAAAACUUAUUUGUGAAUGUAAGAUA